AUGAGCAGCUGCCUGGUGAGGGAGAUUUCCACCCCGGGGUUUGGGUGCGGACACGGAGAGAAGAUUGCUGCUGCAAUUACUCUCCUCUUCUUCCUCUUCAUCAAGCAAGCCUGGGCACAACGUGGGCCGUCGGAGGUGGUCGGGGCUGUUCAUGGGGUGGCGUAUCUCAGCCCCAGCCCACAAAAUAACAUCUCCUACCCCCAAUUCCACUGGCGGCGUGACAACGCUGUGAAAAUCGCCAUCUGGGAGAACGGGGUGAUGGUCCAGUCCCCCGACAGCAACUACGAGGGACGCCUGCAGCUCUUCCCCAACGCCACCUUAAAAAUCAGCCACCUGCAGAAAACCGACAGCAGUGUGUACCAGGUGUACCUGGAGGAUGCGAUGGGCAAGGAGCGCAUUGAAAGCGUCCACCUGAAGGUUUACGAUCUGGUCCCAAAGCCCAUUGUGAGCGCUGAAGUGACCAGGGUUGGCCCGGAGUUGUGCGAAGCCACCCUGCACUGCUCGGUGGGGCUCGAAGGGGUGACCUACGAGUGGAUUCGCACCCACAAGCUCCUGCCAGAGGGUGCAGGUGCCUCUGAGCAGCAUGUCUCUUUCAACCCCUCGUUAGAAGCCUACACCUGCAAAGUCAGCAACCCUGUCUCCUCCAACACCGCCUUGCUGACCUACAGGCACCCCUGCUCCUGGACAGGUGAGUCCUCUGCUGCUGCACCCUGCACCACCAUCAGCGUGCUGAUGGCCCUGGGACACCUCCUCCUCCUCCUCUUCCUCCUCACUGUGGCUUGA
Messenger RNA from Charadrius vociferus (killdeer), 783 nucleotides. Its product is annotated as CD48 antigen-like. The transcript is spliced from 4 exons. Bases 1 to 783 code for a protein of 260 amino acids. The record is from RefSeq and is a predicted model, not a curated record. Gene Ontology annotation, biological process: T cell activation. Gene Ontology annotation, cellular component: external side of plasma membrane. Lineage: Eukaryota; Metazoa; Chordata; Aves; Charadriiformes; Charadriidae.